This is a messenger RNA of Lodderomyces parapsilosis, 1692 nucleotides long. It is a transcript of the gene GAD1, whose product is annotated as glutamate decarboxylase. Lineage: Eukaryota; Fungi; Ascomycota; Pichiomycetes; Serinales; Debaryomycetaceae. The record is from RefSeq and is a predicted model, not a curated record. Gene Ontology annotation, cellular component: cytosol. Gene Ontology annotation, biological process: L-glutamate catabolic process. Gene Ontology annotation, molecular function: glutamate decarboxylase activity; pyridoxal phosphate binding. The coding region runs from base 1 to 1692 and encodes 563 amino acids. The transcript has a single exon.
AUGGUUUUAAGUAAACACAUUGACGCUUAUGAUCUCGAGUAUGAGUUAUUGAGAGACUCACAUAAAGUGAAAUUGACAUCGGAUGAAUUCAAUGAUGAGUACAAUUCAUCCAAAUUGGUUCCAAGAUACGUUAUUCCUGAAAAAUCAGCUAGUGAAGGUGACAUUUACAAGUACUUGAAUCAGGAAUUGGCGUUGGAUGGUAUCCCCACUUUAAACUUGGCUUCGUUUGUAAACACUUAUGUUGAUGAACAUCAAAAGAAAUUGGCGGUUGAGAACUUGACCAAGAACUUAGCCGAUAAUGAUGAGUAUCCUUCUUUGAUUGAUAUUCAAAACAGAUGUGUUACCAUGUUGAGUAACUUGUGGCAUGCUCCUCACAAGACUGACCCAAAGACCGGUGCCAAGAUUGUCAACUCCUUGGGAACUGCAACCACAGGAUCUUCAGAAGCAAUCAUGUUGGCCGGAUUGGCUUUGAAAAAGAGAUGGCAAGAAAAGAGGAGGGCUGAAGGUAAAUCCACCGAAAAGCCAAAUAUUUUGAUGGCUACUUGUGCCCAAGUUGCGUUGGAGAAAUUUGCUGUUUAUUUCGAUGUUGAAAAUAGAUUGAUUCCAAUCAACCCCGAGUCUGGUCAUUUGAUUGAUACCACCAAGAUCAAAGAAAAUGUAGAUGAAAAUACCAUUGGUAUUUUUGUGAUUAUGGGAUCUACAUUCACUGGUGCUUUUGAACCAGUUGUUGAAAUUUCCAAGAUUUUGGAUGAAGUGGAAAAGGAAAAAGGAUUGAAUAUUAGGAUCCACGUUGAUGGUGCUAGUGGUGGAUUUGUCGCUCCAUUUGCUUUCCCUCAUUUGAAGUGGGAUUUUGCUGUUGAUCGUGUUGAUUCGAUAAAUACCUCGGGUCAUAAGUUUGGGAUGACUUCUGUUGGAUUGGGUUGGGUUAUAUGGAAAGAUGAAAGUUUGUUACCUAAGGAGUUACGUUUUAGUCUUGAUUACUUGGGUGGUGUUGAAGAAACAUUUGGUUUGAAUUUUUCAAGACCAGGAUUCCCAGUGAUUUUGCAAUACUACAAUUUCUUGUCAUUUGGUAAAGAAGGGUAUACCAAGAUUUUUGAUGGCUGUUUAUCCAAUGCUCGUUUGCUUUCCAAUUACUUGGACAAGAGUACUUAUUUUGAUGUGGUUUCAGUUAUUCAUAAAUCAGCCACUCCCGAGGAGCAAAAGAAGCUCUACACUAGAGAAGUCAAGCACUUGCCAUCAUUGACUGUUAACGAAUCAUUCCAACCAGGUUUACCUGUUGUUGCUUUCAGAUUCUCCAAGGAAGUUAGAGACAAGUAUCCUGAAAUUCCUCAAGAGUUAUUUUCGACUUUGUUGCGUAAACGUGGAUUCAUUGUCCCUAAUUAUCACUUGCCACCAGAUGAAACCAAUGUUGAGAUUUUACGAGUUGUUGUUCGUAAUUCUCUUAGUUUGGCGCUUUUGGAGAAAUUGAUUGAAGAUUGUACUGAUAUUAUUGAAUUGUUGGUUAAAUCAGCUGAAUCUGUUAGAGAAAUCUUGUCAAACAAAGAAGAAGCUUCAGAACACAAUACGUCAACUAUUCAUGACUUGUUGUUGAGUAUUGCUUCCGGUGGUCUUCAACCAAUUAGACAAAAGCAACAUGAAAGAGAUGGCCAUAAAGCUGGUGUUGCUAAGAAGUCGUACCGUGGAACGUGUUAG